Molecule: messenger RNA, 384 nt
Organism: Cooperia oncophora
Lineage: Eukaryota; Metazoa; Nematoda; Chromadorea; Rhabditida; Trichostrongylidae
Source: the annotation of a GenBank genome assembly
AUGAAUCGUUGGCUGAUUGCUUUGCUAUUAGUGGUCCUCAACAUUGAGAUGUACGAAUGCAAUUGCUAUGAUAACUGGAGCCGCUGCACGCCUCAGACAAAGUUUGCAACGGGCAUACUGUGGAAAGAUUGUCCGGACUACUGCAAGAAAUGCAAGGGUCAACCUAGCGGUCAAUGUGUCCGUGUCACAACAAGUCUGUCAGCGGCGGUUACCAAUGCCACGUAUAAAGUAAAGAGGGCGUGGCCCGGGAGACGUGUAGGAUUAGACGUCGUACUCAGUCCACCAAUAGCAGAAGAGGGUCUGUUCUGGUCCAGUGGGGAAGAAAUCAACGAAUCCACUCGAUAUAGCCACAUGCAAGCUUGGUCUAUGAGCUAUAUGGUAUGA